UACUGGGCACUGAGCGGAAGUCAGGACAAGUCAGGGUUGGUUAGAGGCCCAUGGCCGGGAACUGUUUCCGCCGGUUCUGGGUUAGGUGGAUCUUGAUCGUGAUCUUUUCCGGCUGUUUCCUUCUAUCCAGUACCGACCGAGCUCCGUGUGUUUCCUACUCAUCGAAUGUAACCGAGGACGUCAAUGAACAACCAGAAACGGAAGUGACGGUUUUUCUACGAGAAGAUUGUGAUACUGAAACGAAUACUACGGAUAUUCAAGGAUACUUCGAUCGAUUUAACUUCGAUGUACGGAUCACCGUGAUACCUACUUCCUUGUCGUGCGAAAGAAAAACACGAGGUCUUGAUACCUUGUUACGUAUACUCGGACGAAGAAGAACGAAAGCCCUCGUCGCUGCUCUUGAUGCACCCAUGUGCGAAAUCACAGCUAAACUGACGCGUCUUUGGAAUGUACCCCUUUUUACAUGGACGUGCCCUUUGGCAAAUGAUGCGGAUGUCAAAGAUUUUACGUCGAUCAUCAGACUGUCGCCGUCGUUGCCUGCGAUAGCGAGGGCUCUAGCCGAGAUCCUGAUGAACUUAGAAUGGAAAAUUGUAACUGUAAUAGGAACUGAUUGCGAACCUUGGUCGAGCCUCGAUAGAUCUCUGUUAAACGCUCUUCGAAGUAUCGGAGCUGUAUUGCGAUAUCGCGUGAUAUUACCGUACCAUGCUUCCCCCGAAGAGAUUCACAGACUCCUGCGUCCAAUGCACGAUAUUUCUCGCAGAGUUACCUUGUUGUGUCUACCCACGUCGGAUGAUAAUGAAAUAACAUCUCGGGUCCUUACCGAGUUGGACGACGCACGGAAAUCGUUAAAUCUCAUGAGGAUCCCGACCACCGUGAUCGUUCACACCAAAGAGGAUGACUUCUUUUUACCAGAAAGCAACUCUUCAGUUUCUCACUCGGAUAUAACAGCAUCUAUUUCGUCCGCGAAUUUAACGUCUUCCAAUGUUUCUCUUUUCAAUCUAUCCCGUGAAACUCAAGAAGUAAAACAAGAAGAAGAAGAAAAAGAAAAAGAAGAAGAUGAAGGAGAAAGGAAAAGUCGAUAUUUACCACCGAAAAAUUUGAGUUCCGACUUCCUAAAGAAACUUCUGAUAAUAACGCCCCUCGAUCAUAGAUACGAUGUGGAAAAAGUGUACGAAGGUACUGAACGGUACGCGACCCCAUCGCUGUUCGAUCACUUGAAUGAAACUCUUACGAUAUUAAUGUACGACAACUCUACCAUAAACGCUUAUAACAAUAAAAUGUACGCGUACGUCUUAUUGGAUUGGCGUGUCGAUGCUUGGAAACCAAUAAUGAUCAGCAUGGAACAACGUAGAGAACUUGUUGUUCGGAAGUUGACUACCAAUGCCUCGGUGUUUCGCGAUGGGAACGACAUUGAGACUUUGAAAUGCGGCGCGGAACUGGAAGGUUCAAAUACCGGUGUCGAAUGUACAGAGAAUUCUUCCGAUGAAACAGCGUUUCGCAUUGCGCGUAUCAUAACUAUUAUUCUGGGAUCGCUGUUAUUGACCAUGUUCGCGAUAUUAACCACCAUCUUGAUCAGGAGAAAACUCGUUCAGAAAAGAAUGUCGAAAGGUCCGUAUAAGAUCAUUUUAACAACGUCGGAUUUCGUGUUUCCGCAAGUGCCUGGAGUAGAUUUUAGAAGGGUGGACGAAGGUAUCGAGACGAUGUUAUCUUGUUGGUUGCAACAAUUGCAAGAGUUUGGUGGCCCCGAGGUGGAGAAACCAGAUCUUCUUCAACUUGGAAGUGUGUCAUCGUUGAGGCCGUAUCUACGAGUGAGCACAGGGAAUCUGGCGCGUCAUAAUUUCUUUAAAGUGCCACGUGCUCAAUACAACGGUGAUUUGGUGCAGCUGAAAGAACUACCGACACAGGGUACGUUCGAACUGAAAAACAAGGCUAUGGACGUCGUGGUCGUGAUGCACGGAUUACGUCAUGAAAAUUUGAAUCCUCUGAUCGGAUGUCUGAACGAAUCGACAAGGCCGUGCCUCGUUUACGAACAUUGUUCGAGGGGUUCGUUGGAAGACGUAUUGGUACAGGAUGAGAUCAAGUUGGACUGGUCCUUCAGACUCUCCUUGCUUACCGAUCUUGUACGGGGUAUGAGAUAUCUUCAUGGGACACCGGUACGAGUACACGGUUAUCUUACUUCGCGUAACUGCGUGAUCGACGCUCGUUGGGUUCUCAAGGUGACCGAUUACGGACUACCCGCGUUUUACGAAGCUCAGAACAUCACACCCCCGCUGAAAACGGCUCGAGAUCUCUUGUGGACGGCGCCUGAGCUGUUAAGGCAACCGAAUCUGCAAAAGAAAGGAACGCAAGCGGGUGAUGUUUAUAGUUUUGGGAUUAUUAUGCAAGAAGUCGUGGUUCGCGGAGAACCGUUUUGCAUGCUCGCUUUGUCUCCGGACGAUAUAAUCGAAAAAGUGACGAAGCCGCCGCCGUUGAUUAGACCGUCCGUUAGUAAAGGCGCCGCACCACCAGAAGCGAUAAACAUCAUGCGUCAAUGUUGGGCGGAAGCGGCAGACAUGAGACCCGACUUUGACGAUGUUCACGAUCUUUUCAAGAAACUGAAUCACGGAAGAAAGGUGAAUUUCGUAGACACGAUGUUUCAAAUGUUGGAAAAAUAUUCGAAUAACCUGGAAGAGUUGAUACGGGAACGCACCGAGCAAUUGGACAUGGAGAAAAAGAAAACAGAGCAAUUAUUGAACCGAAUGUUACCAAGUUCGGUUGCUGAAAAAUUAAAAUUGGGAAUGCCCGUUGAUCCCGAAGAGUUUCGCGAGGUGACUAUCUAUUUUUCGGACAUCGUUGGUUUCACAACCAUUUCUGCAUACUCGACUCCGUUCCAAGUAGUCGACCUAUUGAACGAUCUGUAUACUUGUUUCGACGCAACGAUCAACGCGUACACCGUAUACAAGGUAGAAACCAUAGGAGACGCUUAUAUGGUCGUGGGUGGUUGUCCUGUCAGAAUACCCGAUCAUGCUUCUCAAAUAGCUACGAUGGCCCUCGAUUUAUUGCAUCAAAGCGGAAAGUUCAAGUUAAGACACCUACCGAACACUCAACUGAGACUCCGUAUUGGACUUCAUACCGGAUCAUGCUGCGCCGGCGUUGUUGGUUUAACGAUGCCGCGGUACUGUCUUUUCGGUGAUACAGUGAAUACCGCAUCGAGAAUGGAAUCUACUGGUGCUCCAUGGCGCAUACAUUUGAGCCAAGCGACGAAAGAUAAGUUAUCCCAGGUUGGUGGAUAUAACAUCGAGUAUCGGGGACCGACGGAGGUUAAAGGCAAAGGAAAAAUGCCUACUUACUGGUUACUAGGAAAACAAGGUUUCGAUAAAGAACUGCCAACACCGCCGUCACUCGGGGAAAACCAUGGAUUGAACGAGAGUUUAAUAUUGGAGAAUUUAACGGAAACGGAAAUGGAGGUGGAAACGGAAACGGAAACGGAAACGGAGACGAAAACUGUCAUCGUGCCGCCGAUCGACAAGUUCCCGAGCAAGGAUUCGUCUGCGUGUCAAGAGGCAACGGGAGAGACGACGGAAGCACGAAUCGAGGAAAAAGACGCGGAGCUCGCGAUACCGGUACCCGUGCACGAUGAGAAAAGUCACGGCGUAAACUGUUCGCCGAAACUAUCUACAGAUUCGUUUAGCGUAAUGAAAAAUACCUCCUCCGGUGAGGCACGUACAUCAUUGGGGGCAUCCACUGUAUAUUCCGGCGAAACAACUAUCUUGGGUGCAUCGACCACUUCCCUCACGUCAAUUUCAAGCUCAGCCGCGGCUCCUUACAGACCUGGACCGGUGAGACACCGUAGAAUAGCCGGCUACAUCGAUGAGAAUGAUUUGAGCACACCGUACAAUCACUACAGAUGUCUUUCUCCGAAUGAACAUUAUGGGAGGACAACUACAAGUUGUCGUUUCUUGAAGAGGCAAUUUAGUUUGGAUCGACCGGAUGAAGCUGUCUGCAUUGGUUUCACUGAACAGACCAAUCAUCAACAGCAACACCAACAACAAAAUCUAAAAACUAUGCCCCGGCUUUACAAGCAAAACAGCGCGGGCGCGGCAAAUGAUUUAGAGCGUAUCGAGGAAAUCCCUUCGACCCCGAAUCCUCUCCUUCAACACUACCGACAAGCAGCAUCGGUGUCGCUCUCAGUGGAAUCUCUGACACUUCGUUGAACACCUUGAAUUUAACCUGUGUUCCAUCGGUUAAACGACAAAACGCGGUUGUUCGUUUAAAACUUGGCACGGAUUGAGACAAUCGGCCGUCGCGGGCCUUUAUGAGUUAAUUGUCUAUUGAAAAAUGAAAACACAUUACAGGGAAAAGAUAAUGUUCGA
Molecule: messenger RNA, 4352 nt
Organism: Dufourea novaeangliae
Lineage: Eukaryota; Metazoa; Arthropoda; Insecta; Hymenoptera; Halictidae
Product: retinal guanylyl cyclase 2
Exons: 22
Coding region: 51-4193 (1380 amino acids)
Biological process (GO): intracellular signal transduction; cGMP biosynthetic process; receptor guanylyl cyclase signaling pathway
Molecular function (GO): ATP binding; guanylate cyclase activity; protein kinase activity
Source: RefSeq, a predicted model, not a curated record